GUGAAUUAAUGGCUAUCAUACUAACACUUUAUGCUGAAUAAGAUAAACUAUAAUAUGAAGUCACCUCUCGUAGUACUUUGAUCUGUUUGAUUUCUGGAGGGUUUACACUCGUCAAUCAAUUAAGAUAAUAAUCCAAUUAAGCUGCAGGUAAAAUUGAUAUUUAGGUUAUGAAAUUAGGCGAUGGUAACGGUGAGCGAGUAAAUCAUUCAUUCGUUUGGAAUCCGGGAAGUAUAGGUGCAGUUUACUUCUUAAAAUAGUUUUCAAGAUGGGACUAGAUGAACGAUUUCAACUUAUGGCCACAUUGAAUAUUUUAUUCCUUGUAGCUUUGACAGCUGCUACAGGUCAGACUCAAAAUUGUGAUGUUGAUGAGAGACAGCCAACGGUAUGGUUGGGUGAUGAAGAUGAUGCAAACUUCUGUGAUGCCAGUGCCGAGCAUUGUGACCACUUCGGUCUUGAUUUUGUUUGUGAGGAUCCGAGUGGAGGAUCACUUAGACCUUGUAUCGUUGGGACCAAAGUGAAGUGUGCAUCACCACCUGCUGUGCCCCUGACUGAUCCCACUCCUGCCACCACUAUUAGAGUUCUUGUAUACAACGUCUUUGAGCUACGUUAUCUCUAUUGGCAAAGUGGCCAACGAGAAAGAACAUGCCGUAUUCCACAUAAGUUUUUCAGUAUGCAUCCAGAUAUUGAUGUCAUCGUUUUCAACGAAGUCUUCAUGGGAGGUUGCUUUGCCCCCUUCAACGAUACCAUUGAAACAAGUACCCUUACCAUGCGUGACAUCAUGGACCAAUAUGGGUUUAUCUAUUACACAGAUACCGUUGGCAUUGGUGAACCCUUCCCUAAAGUUGAGAAUGGUGGAGCGUUCGUUGCUUCUAGGUGGCCCAUUGUCAAGACUGAUUCCCGGGUUUUCGACGUAUCCGAACCAUAUUCGUGGAUGGCUAAAGGAGUUGUGUACACCAUGAUCAAUAAAACUGUUGCUGGACAGAGUGUUAUGUACCAUAUCUUUGGGACUCAUAUGCAAGCUUUCCGAACCCCGAAUGCAGACGAUGUUCGUGUUGCUCAAGCUACAAUCAUCCAUGAAUUCAUGCUGGAGCAAGGCAUCGGUGAUGAUGAACCCGUUAUUUAUGGAGGUGACCUGAAUGCCAGACUGAACACAACCAAUGGUGAUGACGUCGUUGACGCUCUUGACGCCACACUUCCCACAAUCAUCGGUGAACUCAAUGUCACAUACGAUCACGAGAACAAUGAUGUUUUUGACGAAAAUAACGAUACGAACUGGUGGUUGGACUAUGUCUUGUAUAGUCGAUCCCACAUUCAACCUGAAGCUGCUACAAUACAGGUCGUUAGGCCUCGAAUGUCUACUCCUUUAGAGAUUUGCUCGACGGCAAUAUCCCCGAUUCCAAGCUACCCUAAUUCUCAAUUUUGCAUUGAACGAAAGAAUAUUACAGACCUAUCUGAUCACUAUGCUGUAUUGGGUACUUUUCAUUAUAACAUGGAAUCCCCUCCAUCAACUGCUACGGAAUAUCCGCAUACGACUGAUUCGAGUGUUGUUUGUUGCAUUCCUAACAUCUUGGUAGUACUUGCCAUUGUGAUGGGACUUGUUUUGAAAUAGUUAUUCAAUUGAAUCUUUAUUAAAUAUGUUCAGAAUUUACAUCGUAAUUAUACUAAUUUUGUUCAACUAUUCAAGAUGGUUUGAUUAUUCGACGAAUCAAAUCAAGGUAUUGAUGUUCAGACUUCUUAAAGUAUAAAAGUUUCCAAUCAAUCAUGUAGACCUUAUCUGAGUAUUGCUUGCUUAUUUUAUUUAGAUACUUUGCUCCCAUCCCAAUAAUGAUCAAUUCUCCAUCUUUCUCAGUUUCGCGUUGUUCUGUGACCAUCGGAGGAUGCCAUUGAGGGUGGCAUACGACUAUCGUACGAUUUUCUUAUGGAUUUACGAUCACCGUACGAUUUUCUAUUUUUCUUAGCGUGGAGAUAUACUUAUUUUUUCAAAGAGCAUAAUACGAUCAGCGCAUUGUACAAUAAAUGUACAGUCAUUGUAUAAGUGUAAUACGGUUUGAUCACUGCGGCCAUGGGCAUUUUACGAUAUCUGUACGAGUUACGUAUGGCGUCUAUGUUACUAUGUCUUAGCCUUCUACGAUGUCUAAUGACUGUGCAAAAAUCGUAGAAUAAUUCGUAGCAUAACAAAUUAGGCACUAUGCUGUUUAAAAGGACAAAAUACUUGUGUGAAUUUGAAAUACAGCAUUAAGGAAACAUA
Molecule: messenger RNA, 2248 nt
Organism: Lytechinus variegatus (green sea urchin)
Lineage: Eukaryota; Metazoa; Echinodermata; Echinoidea; Temnopleuroida; Toxopneustidae
Product: sphingomyelinase C 2-like
Exons: 3
Coding region: 266-1609 (447 amino acids)
Cellular component (GO): extracellular region
Molecular function (GO): sphingomyelin phosphodiesterase activity
Source: RefSeq, a predicted model, not a curated record